Saxophila tyrrhenica is the source of this 417-nucleotide messenger RNA. RefSeq lists its product as uncharacterized. Bases 1 to 417 code for a protein of 138 amino acids. NCBI's taxonomy places the organism in Eukaryota, Fungi, Ascomycota, Dothideomycetes, Mycosphaerellales, Extremaceae. The record is from RefSeq and is a predicted model, not a curated record. The transcript has 2 exons.
AUGCUGUUCUUCCAAACCGCAGUCUGCGCGAUCCUGCUCGCCACCAGCCCGCUCGUGGAAAGCUCACCAAUCUUCAAACGCACCUCGCUAUUGGGAGGCAGCCUUCGUCCAGCCGAACUCAUCACGCGCUCGCUGGACAUCUUGAGCGUCGAACGUCGACAGACCUCCAGUACCGACACCGAUUGCGGCUUGUUGGGCUGCACCGGCGCUGGGGCUGCCAGUGGUAACGAGACGAGUGCCUCUUCUAGCUCUUCAUGUCAAUUCCUCGGCGGUUGCUCAUCUGGUGCAGGCUCUUCCUGUCAGACUGAGAAAAAUGAUGUGGGCAACACAUCCUCGUCCGUCUGCGGCUCCAGCACGUCGACGGAUAGUAGUGGGUUCCUGGGUCUUGGAGAUCUUUCAGCAAGCUCCAGUGGGUGA